UUGCCUCCCCCCCCCCCCUUCCAAGGCCGCCUAACUACUUCUGAGAUCUCUACGAUUUAAAACCAAACGAAACCAAGGCAAAACGGUUUGGGCUUGGAGGGAGGCGGGGGCUAGGGGUGGAGUGGGAAGAAACCCACCGAAAUGGAGGUAGCUACGGACCAGCCACGCUGGAUGGCCCAUCACGCCGUGCUGAACGGGCAGCACCCGGAGACUCAUCACCCGGGACUGGCUCACAACUAUAUGGAACCGGCGCAGCUCCUACCUCCGGACGAAGUGGACGUCUUUUUUAACCAUCUGGACUCCCAGGGCAACCCGUACUACGCCAACUCAGCCCAUGCGAGAGCCAGAGUGUCCUACAGCCAGGCACACGCCCGUCUGACCGGCGGCCAAAUGUGCCGGGCUCACUUGCUCCACAGCCCCGGCCUGCCUUGGCUGGACAGUGGCAAAGCGGCGCUCUCGGCGGCCCACCAUCACAAUCCGUGGACGGUGAACCCUUUCACCAAGGGGCCCUUGCACCCUUCGGCAGCCGGCGCGCCGCCCGGCGCCAUCUCGGUGUAACCCGGAGGCAGCAGCUCGGCGUCCAGCGCGGCCUCGGCCUCCUCGCUCACGCCGGCCUCGCACUCGGGCUCGCACCUCUUCGGCUUCCCGCCUACGCCGCCCAAGGAAGUCUCGCCAGACCCCAAUGCGGGGAGCAGCGCCGCCUCGCCAGCCUCGGCUUCAGCCGGCGGCAGCAGGCAAGACGACAAGGAGCCCCUCAAGUACCAGGUCGCCCUGGCAGACGGCAUGAAGAUGGAGAGCGCCAGCCCGCUGCGCAGCAGCCUCGCCGCCUCCAUGGGCGCGCAGCCUUCCACGCACCAUCCUAUCCCCACCUACCCUUCCUAUGUGCCCGCCGCCCACGACUACAGCGGCAGCCUCUUCCACCCGGGCAGUUUCCUCGGGGGCCCCGCUUCUAGCUUCACCCCAAAGCAGAGGAGCAAAGCCAGGUCUUGCUCAGAAAGAAAUCCGGUUUCUUCGUGUUUCCAUUUAGAAGGCAGAGAGUGUGUCAACUGUGGAGCUACUGCUACCCCUCUCUGGAGAAGAGACGGUACUGGGCAUUACCUGUGUAACGCCUGCGGGCUCUACCACAAAAUGAACGGUCAAAAUCGACCUCUCAUUAAACCUAAGCGGAGACUGUCAGCUGCUAGGAGAGCAGGAACUUGUUGUGCCAACUGCCAAACCACCACCACCACUUUAUGGCGACGUAAUGCCAACGGGGAUCCAGUUUGUAAUGCCUGUGGACUGUAUUACAAAUUGCACAAUGUAAACAGGCCUCUGACCAUGAAGAAGGAAGGGAUUCAGACCAGAAAUAGGAAAAUGUCCAACAAAUCCAAGAAGAGCAAGAAAGGCUCUGAAUGUUUUGAGGAACUGUCGAAAUGCAUGCAAGAGAAGUCCUCUCCUUUCAGUGCUGCUGCCCUGGCUAGUCACAUGACACCAAUGGGCCACUUGCCACCCUUCAGCCACUCUGGACAUAUCCUCCCAACUCCUACCCCCAUCCACCCAUCUUCCAGCAUCUCAUUUGGACAUCCACAUCCAUCCAGCAUGGUUACAGCUAUGGGAUAGAAUUCAAUGAUUCUCACGGACUUCCAGCACUGGGGGCUUUGCCUAAGAUGACAGGAAGGAAAGCCUUUGCCCAGGAAAGAGAAUGCAAGGAAGAAAGGAAGGAAAGCAAAAGGGGAUCUUGUUCCAGCAUAAUUCAGCUCCUAGUGCUAAGUGGAAACUUUGCAAUGAUGGGUCUUCUGCAGAAAUGCUUAAUGGUGCCUGUUAUGCACUUUGCUCCCUCAGGUAAAAGGAGAAAGAGGAACUCAUCUGUUUGAUACGAUACCUGCUUGCCCCAGUGGAAAGGAAAGAUGGCCGAAGUAGCGAAAGAAACUGGAGCCAGCUUUCCUUUCUGUUCGUUCAUUACUGUGAAUAUUGUAAAGAGAUUAGCCAUCUCCUGAAGCAGAGGAAGUUCAGUGGUAGCCACCCAUGCUGGAUUUCUAUCUUGGAUUGUGUUUUGUGUGGAGGAAAAAUGGACAACUUUAUUAAAAAAAAAAAAAAAAUCUACUUUUUAAGAAACCAGUCACAAAAAGAAAUCAUUAUUUAUUUUGCUCUUGUGUUCUAGAAAGAGCUUCAAAACUCUUGCAUGAAUUUAUGGAUCUUUUAUUUUAUUUUUAUUUUGUUUAAAGAAAUGUCCAACCUAGUAGAAAACAGUUUUUCUAAUUAUUAUUAUUAUUUUUAUUGCUUAAUGGCCACAUUUUUGUUUCUCUUCAUUGCUGUUAGAUUUUUUUUUUUAAAAAAUCUACUAGGAAGGGGAUGUAUGUGAGAGAGGGAAACGGUUGGCUUUAAUGUUGGUUACAAUAGCCUCAGACAUGGAUUAUUUAGACAUAAUUUCUGCAGUCUCUUUCUCGUUAUGAAUAUCUUGACGUAAAAAUGUGGCAUUCAACAAGAGAACAGAUACACUGGACAAAUGGCUAAAAGGUUUUCCACAGGGAACAAUCUUGCCAUGGUUGGAGAGUAAAACAGAGGGAGUCUGGAUGUCUUUCUCAUCAUACUUCUCCUAAGAAUGUUUGUGCGCAGCUAGUGGGCUGAUAAGGGGCAUUCCCACCUCAAACCAUUUGGCCUGCCCCAAAGGCCUCUCCCUUGCGCUCUCCAGUGGCAAGUCAGCACAGACAUCAGGCAGCUUUUCAUAACUGAUUUCAUUGCCUUAGCCCAGACUUCCCCAGCUUGGUGUCCUCUCCCUGGUUAGGUGCAGUUACUGUCUCCUCAACCAGCAUGAUUCAUGACCAUUCUGCUGGAGAGCAAGGAAGUCCCAAGACUUCUUGCUGCCUGAGGCUGAGAGAGGGAUUGCUCUCUCCCCAUUAAAUGCAUAGGAACCAACUGGAUCACUAGGUGGACCUUAACAAUAAUGAUGUGGGGCCCCCAACCCUUCACCUCCUUCCAUGGCUCAGUCUGCUGUGUUGAAAAUCUGCAAUAAUAUCUUGCAUUAGGAUCCAUAAAUUCUUUUCCAAAAUGCUAGGCAUCUCUGCCAUUCAGGUUGAUGCCAAUUGCCUGUAUUAUGCAAAGACAGUUUAACGAGAUAGUGAACUGCCUUAUGCAGACCAACCAACCCAGCGCUGGCCAUUGCAGCAGCUAUCCUCUGCAGCUUUUCCUUUCUCUUCUGUAAGAUUGUUUAAUAGGAGAUGCCAAGUAUUGAAGCUAUGAAACCUUUGAUGUACAAAGCAUCUAUGCUGCCAGGUAGUUGUAGCCCUUUCUCUAGGGCAAUGUUUUUUUGACCCUGGCAACUUUAAGGUAUGUAGACUUCAACUCCCAGAAUUCCCAGCCAGCUUCCUGGCUGGGGAAUUUUGAGAGUUGAAGUGCAUAUAUCUUAAAGCUGCCAAGGUUGAGAAACACUGCUCUAGGGAACUGUAUUCUUAGAUUUAACAUAUAAUUUCAGGUCAUGGCAGGAGAAGGAAAACCCUUUUAAGCUGAACAACCCUGAAAGGAUCCAUCAUGGUGGUUCAGUUUAAUCUGUUUUGUUAGGAGAUUUGCCCAAGAUGCAUAAACGUAUAGAGCAAACAUAUUAACACUUUGUCCAAGCAGAGAUAGAAUUUGCCACCUGUAGGCACGCAUGUUGUGACAAGUGAUCUGCUUGACAAGAGGUGAAAAGCAGAAAGUAAAUGAAGAUCUGCGAGACAGGGGUAAGAGAAAGAGAUAUUUUCGACUCUUCUGACAGGUCAGACGUAGCAACAGCAAGGGAGCGCGAUCUGCUCAUGGGGAAAAUGGGGUAUAUGGUUUCCUAUAGCAUAUAUAUAUAUAUAUAUAUAGAUUUGUUUUUAAAGAAAAUCACAAGUGUUCAAAAACAAAGUUGUCUCCCAUUCUGAAACCAUACUGUACGUAAAAAGCUGAAAAAUAAAGCUCUUGCCAGUGUGAAAUGUAUUCUAUUGAUUGUUAUGAUCUGAUGACUUUCAUGAUCACGAGGUCCAAUAUAACAUAUGAUGUACAUAUUUAGCUAUAUUUCUGAUGAAAAAAAAAAACGACCCCAGUUAACGGAGGGGUUUGAUAAUGUAAAUCGCAUAAACUUAACUCUGUGGCAAGUUUUUAACUGUCUUUUUUUUCAGUGUUUUUUUUUUUAUUGGAACCCAACUGUAUCUUUAACUGCAAAAGUCUGCUAAAAACAAAAAUCCAGGUGUACAUUGUUUUUGUUUCCUCCUAAAUCUAAUUCAGUUUUUGGUAAAAGAACAAAGGACCGAGCAUUCCAAGCAAAAUGCCUUUCCUCGCUUUUCUAGUUUGUGUAGGCAUAAUGUAGCUGCCCUUUGUGAAGAAGUAGAAAUGACAAAAAAAGCCCCAUCCCCCCCCCCAAAACAAAGACAAAAAAAGCCCCACAAAACAACAACAACAACAACCAAAACUGAAAGAAAUUCCACCUGGGCUAAAUUUUAAUUUCUGUUAACCAAGAUGGAAAUUAUUUACUCCUUUUCCUUUAUUUGGGUGCAUGUGUGUGUGUGUAUGUGAGGAAAGGGAAUGUUUAACCUACAUGGUACAGUUAUCCACCUUUUGUAGUGACCAGCUCAAAUUCCGUGAGGGUCGGAAGUGGGUGGGAGUGGCUGGGUGAGAGAUUGAGGGAGAUCAUAAUGCUAGGAAACAAACCCGCCCAGUGCUACUGCUGCUGUGUCAAAGGCGAGGCCUGCUCACGCCCACCUUUUAAGAAGACCAAGGCUGCAGAUCAGGAACGCUUGCUGGACCGAGUCCAAGGUUGACAAAGUGCAAUAGAUUGUCAGUCACUGCAGCAUAGAAGAACCGCAGUCAGGAUUUAAAUUAUUUUGUACUUGUAUCAGCAUAAAGAUUUGGCAGUAUUUUCUGUUGUUUUUUUUUUUUAAUUGGCUUAAUUUUUGGAUUAGUGAACUAAGUUAUUGUUAAUUAUGUACAACAUGUUUAUAUAUUGUCUGUAAAAAAUGUAUGCAUCCCUCAUAUUCCUUCAAGGUGAAUACUGCUAAGAAUAAUAAUAAU
Python bivittatus (Burmese python) is the source of this 5004-nucleotide messenger RNA. The record is from RefSeq and is a predicted model, not a curated record. Lineage: Eukaryota; Metazoa; Chordata; Lepidosauria; Squamata; Pythonidae.